CUGCUAUGGUGAGGUGUGUCAGCGAUGACGGAUGUGGAGGCGACCUACGAGGACUUCAUCACCCCUUGACGGUCCGGUCGCAGGAAUGCCAUCCAUGAAAUCCAAACAGCCCCUGGAGUUCAGGGACCCACUGACCUGUCACAGAGUCUGGCACAGCUCAACAUCAACAAAUCAGAUGAUGAGGGAGAAGACACUGAGAAAAACCAGGAUUCUCCAGCUAAAGAAGAGGAGAAUCAAGUUGAGGACAACUAAACAGCAAAGGGCAGUAGACAUUUAUGGACUCAGACAACCAAUUAUUUUUGUCUACCUGAUCCCUGAAUACUAGGCCUCUGACUGGCCAGUUGCAAGUAAUGACUAUAAACCAUCACAGCAAAAUCCUCUACUGCCACCAUCCCGCCAUUGGGAAGUCAUCACUGUGUCAACCACAAUGCAGUUUCCUAUCUGCUCUUCAAUGUGUUCCAAUUUCCUUAAAAAGCAUCCUUUCAUUACUGCCUUUCCUUUAUGGUUGUUGAUAUGAGAUUGGAUGUGAUGCAUGAUGAACGCACCAUGACAUCAACAACCAAAACCAGCCCUGUUUGUCUGUCUGUGGUACUAAGAGGAAAGGAGAGAAGGGAACACUGGCCAUUCAAGGAUUUUGGAGCAGGCUUAAGUGUUUCAGCUUAAUUACAAUUUUGUCUCCCUACCCCCCUUGCCUAUAAUCAAUCACUACAGGUGUGGCUUAAACACUUCCAGGGAACCCAGGAUAGCUAUUGGACACCUCCUCUUCGUCUGCUCUUAUUGUAUCAACAACUUCACACGUGUACUUUCAAUAUCAGUGCUCAUUGUUGACUACUUCCAAUCUCCCUCAAUGAUUUUUUGUAUGUUUGUUUAUUUUUGGCUGGCCAUGGAUCUAGCUCAAUCCAUCUACUGAAUUUUGGAAAACUCGCUGACCAUCUUACAACUGUACUUCAAUGUCUCAAAGUUAAACUUAACAUCCCAAGGGAGGGCACUGUAUUGUAUUUUUGGUUUGUUUAUCUGUGUCAUGGAUAAUAUCUCAGACACUGCUGAUUCAAUUUUUAAAGAAACAUGGGUAAAUAAUGUUGCAGUUUGGCAUUUUAUUAUUACAUUGAUUGGUCUGACAAGACCAGUUCUAAUCAGCUGAGUCAGGAACAUUAUUGAUCUGCUCUUUCACUCUGUCACAGUGGUCAAGGCAAAGGUUUAAUCAAAAGAGCAAGUGUGUUCUGUUUCACAGGCCGACUUUCCUGUUUUUGGCUUUGCCGUUAUACAGCAACCCACAACCUUUAGUAGCCCUAUUUGUGUUCACUGUCAGGCCUGACAGAUGCAGCCCAUGUCUGCUUCUAUUAGAUAAUGCAUAUUUUCCUUCCUGAGUACAGCCUUUUAAAAUUAUUUUGUCACCAAAGCAAGUCAUCCAUACUGUUGUUUCUGAUUUUUAUUUAUUCAAAACAUUGUAAAGGUUUUGUUCUAGGUCUUUACAUAUAAAUGGGAAAUUAUUUUCUAACAUUCAGUAUUUUGAAAUGAAACUUACUGAUGAUUUACCUAACUAUGAUUUACAUUUUGUAACUUUGUAUAAGUAACCUCAAAUAACCUUAACCUCAAAUAUUCUUUGUUUGUUUUUUCUUUUUGUAUUCUACAUACAAAAAGUGUCUAUAUUACUGCUGUAUCCUGGUUAACCAACAUUAGAUAAAUAUAUGGUCAUCUAUUUAGCAUAUCCAAGUAUGUCUAUGAGUGUGUUUGUUUUUAAAUAUGAUUUGUUUAUGGUGGAUGUUAAGACAAAGAGUUUAUUUGCUGCUGGAGAUUUAAAAAAUUGCAAUACUGACUGCACUGAAGUACACGGGUGUGUUAUUAGGAAACUUUCCAAAUAACACACGGAUUCUCCGAAGUCAAAGUGUUUUAUUCAUGCAGCAAGGAGACAAGUCAUACAGCAGCACAACACAGUACAGCAGCAAUGAGUGCUUGCUAGUUCUUCUGCCAUCCUUUUUAUGUGCCAGAUAGGCAGAGGCUUGUAUUCUCGCUGACAUAUAUCAAUAUACAUGGUGAAGAUAAUUCUUUGCUUAUCAUACAGGAAUAGACAAGUGAGAUGGCCUUGAGGAGAUGGCCUCUCCUGA
This is a messenger RNA of Xiphias gladius (swordfish), 2105 nucleotides long. RefSeq names its product cAMP-dependent protein kinase inhibitor alpha (gene pkia). Gene Ontology annotation, cellular component: nucleus; cytoplasm. NCBI's taxonomy places the organism in Eukaryota, Metazoa, Chordata, Actinopteri, Istiophoriformes, Xiphiidae. The transcript has 2 exons. Gene Ontology annotation, biological process: negative regulation of cAMP-dependent protein kinase activity. The record is from RefSeq and is a predicted model, not a curated record. Gene Ontology annotation, molecular function: cAMP-dependent protein kinase inhibitor activity.